Aspergillus niger is the source of this 600-nucleotide messenger RNA. RefSeq lists its product as uncharacterized. The transcript is spliced from 3 exons. The record is from RefSeq and is a predicted model, not a curated record. Bases 1 to 600 code for a protein of 199 amino acids. Lineage: Eukaryota; Fungi; Ascomycota; Eurotiomycetes; Eurotiales; Aspergillaceae.
AUGCAUGUCAGCCCGUCGUGGCUGACGCUAACUCGCUCACUUCAUCCAGUACUUAUAUGUCUAACCCGCUCCUACCAGACUGCGCCAGGCUCAGCACUAAAUUUCAUCCCCUGCUACCAGGACUAUCUAUGUGCACGUCUCGAAGUUCCCCUAGACUGGUCAGCUAGUGCCAUUGAAAAUAAAACGGCUGCCCUGGCCGUCAUAAAACUGCCUGCACAGGUAGAUCCUGCCGACGAGCGUUACGGUGGCUCCAUAAUCGUGAACCCAGGUGGCCCUGGCGGGUCCGGCGUGCAGGAAAUACUUAACCGAGGGAAAGAAAUCCAGCGGACUGUAGACAGCCCCGAUGAUGCACAGCAAUCUCGCUAUUUCGACAUUGUGUCCUUUGACCCCCGAGGCGUGGGAAAUACCAUUCCUCCCUUAACCUGUUUUCCUGAUCUGCUGUCUAGUUACCUCUGGAAUGAGGCUGUGCAAGCUCAUGGCUUGGUAGGUAGCUCCGAACACGCAGCGGAUCUUCUUUGGGCCCGCAUGCAGGCCCUAGCCACAUCGUGUACAGAUUCCUCUAAGGACAAUGCGGAUAUUGGCCCGUACAUGAAUACCUGA